Alternaria infectoria is the source of this 1035-nucleotide messenger RNA. RefSeq lists its product as uncharacterized. The coding region runs from base 1 to 1035 and encodes 344 amino acids. The transcript is spliced from 2 exons. Lineage: Eukaryota; Fungi; Ascomycota; Dothideomycetes; Pleosporales; Pleosporaceae. The record is from RefSeq and is a predicted model, not a curated record.
AUGGUUCUAACCGAAGAGGAACAGCUGGAGGCUGCUUUGGCUGAAUCUCUGGUACAAGACUCCGCAACGCCCGCCCAGGAACGCCCAGUAAAGCAGACACGAAAGAGACCCUCAAAGUCCAGGGGUCUCCUGGCUUCGCGGAAAACGCAGGAAGCAUUACCUCGACUCCCUGGACAACACAAUGCUCUGAAGCUGCCAAAGUUAAGAAUCACAAACGAUAGGAUAUUGGUUGUAAGGGAAGUAGACAGCAUAGCGCAAUCGCUGGAUACUGACGAACCAUUGGAUACUUUCGAUCUUGAGCAAGCUAAGGACCUCGAACGUCAACGGCAACUCCUAUAUUUAGCCGAGGUCGAGCGACAGGAAGGCUACAUACCCCCUGUUCAAGGUGAGCAUGAAAGCGCUAUGCGCAGCACGCUUGUUCACGAUGUGGAUAACGAUGACUUCACUGCUGCAUUCAUCCUAAGGGAGAUGGCAAACAGUGACAUCACCGCUGAUCCUGCGAGUAUGGAUUUUGUCCAGCAACUCAUGAAUCCGGCCGCUCCUGGAACGAAUUUGGAGUCGACUAACUCGGCUAAGGAAGAAACCCCGCGCGAGGUUAUACCCCUUCGUCGUUCGACACGAAAGAAGACUACCUCUGCUCCCAGAGCUGGAGACUCGUCCUCAAAGGCUAUCGAAACUGUGCAAUCAGCACCUGAGCCCUUGAAACUGGAUGAGGGCGAAGGUUUCAUGCCAUCCGCGGAAGAUGACUUCAAAUUCAAGUACGACAGCGCUUCUGGACGUCGAGCGGAGGAGCUUGAUGCACUGCUGAACCCUCCGGGCCGUCCUAAGGCCUUUCCAGCUGAUCUUGCUGGUGAGAAGACUUUCCUCUCUAAGAGCUACAAGGCAACUGGUACUAGGCCGAAGAAGAAUGCUGCAGACGAUAGGGUCAAAGAAAUGGAACUCGAACAUGCGCGAGCGCAGCAGGACGUAGAUAUGGCUAUGGAGCAAGAGGAUAUGUGGAGCGAGUUUUGGGGUGUUGAUGAAUGGAAGGAGUAG